AUGCUAACAGCACUCAUUCUCCUUCAAUUGCUCAUUCCACCCAGUCUACAGUUUUUCUUUGGAAGUAGCGGAGGAGGAUGUGGAUGUCCAUGCCCAGUGCCUCCACCAAUUCCAAUUUGUGCUCCUCAACCAAUAUGUGCUCAACCAGCUCCAUGUUCAUCUUCUCCAUCGUAUCCCUCAUAUUCCCCUUCUUAUUCUUCAUAUGCCUCUGCUCCAGCACCUGUUCCAUCGCCAUUUUAUCAAACCGGUUGGUCUCCUGCCAUCCAACCAUAUGCUUCGGCUCCUACUAUUCCCUCUUAUUCCACAUCAUACUCUGCUGCUCCCCCACCUUUGGUAAUUCCUUCUGGUCCUUCAUAUGUUGCCCCUGUCUCUGCUCCUUCUUAUUCUCUAACCCCAUCCAUUUCCAUCCCCGGACCUCUUCCGCCAUCUCCAAUAUAUAUGCCAGCUCUUGCUAUGCCAAUUGUAACAAAUGGAUACGAUCAAAUUUCCAUAGUGACAUCCAUAGCAACAACUCCUUCCUACUUGCAAAGCGGAUAUGUUCCAGCAGCUUCGAAAGGAUACGAAACCAAAUAUGAUGAAGAGAAUAGUGUAGAAGGGAUGGCGCCUCCUCCACCACCUCCACCUAUUGGUAUUCCAAAAGAACCCAGCACAUAUGAUUACCGUACUUCUGAAGUAGUCACCCCGAGCGACUACUAUAAACCGGCAAUUGUCCCAAGUAUGAGUUACAUGGAAGAUUCGUCGGAGGAAGGCCAACUGGUUGAAAAACAGGGAUACUGGAUGAAAGGACAUCCCGUUUCACAGACUUCUUCAAAAUAUGGUCAGUUCGAAGCAAGACACAAUAUUCUGAAACGAAUGAAAACUGAAGCGAUUCCAAGAACGAAUAACACCUGUAACUCGAUAAAAUUAGCAAAUGUGAUGAUGCGGGCGAUAGUAGACGACGUUUCUGUUUCAAAGAGAAUGAUCCAACAUGCCACAAAACUCGCUUUUGAUGGAGCUAAAUUCGAUGUAUUCUGUGCGAUUGGUGAAUUCAGUUACAGUGUUCACUCUCGCAAGUACUGCGAGGUAACGAAACAGGAUGUCACAUGUUUCGCUUUCCGGUAA
Messenger RNA from Caenorhabditis briggsae, 1101 nucleotides. RefSeq names its product Protein CBR-GRL-2 (gene Cbr-grl-2). The transcript is spliced from 6 exons. NCBI's taxonomy places the organism in Eukaryota, Metazoa, Nematoda, Chromadorea, Rhabditida, Rhabditidae. The record is from RefSeq and is a predicted model, not a curated record. Bases 1 to 1101 code for a protein of 366 amino acids.